Molecule: messenger RNA, 1496 nt
Organism: Centropristis striata (black sea bass)
Lineage: Eukaryota; Metazoa; Chordata; Actinopteri; Perciformes; Serranidae
Product: C-type lectin domain family 10 member A-like
Exons: 6
Coding region: 1-1281 (426 amino acids)
Biological process (GO): biological process involved in interspecies interaction between organisms; immune response
Cellular component (GO): external side of plasma membrane
Molecular function (GO): carbohydrate binding
Source: RefSeq, a predicted model, not a curated record
AUGUUCGGUCCUCAGCGUCUCUCCUGGAUUAAUAAUCCCACCUCCAACUCAGAGACUUCAGCCAAGCAGCAGCAGGACAAAUCUCCAGACCUCCUCAGCAGCAGUAAAGUGUCUCCGUGUCCCUGCGUCUGUCCUCUGCUCGGCCUGUCGGUUCUCUGUCUGCUGCUGCUCGCCUCCUCCGUGGCGCUCUCUGUUCUCUAUAACAAAGAGUCAGACAGCAGGUCAGAGUGGAAGAGUCUCCUGUCUGAGAACCAGAACAUCAGCGACAGCCUCCUGGACGUCAGGACGGAGAACGACGAGCUGAGACGAGACAAGGUGGAGCUGACGGAGCAGAGGGCCCGGCUGCUCCGACAGACAGAAACCCUCAACAGGACAGCAGCUCGCCUCGUCUCUGCUAACCUCGCUCUGAGUCUGGAGAGCAGCCAGCUGACGGAGCAGAUCCUCAACCUGACCUCCAUGAACCUCCAGCUCUCACAGGAACAGGAGCGUCUGCUGCAGCAGGCGUCCGAGCUGCAGGGACAGAGGCUGAACACGUCUCAGACCAUCAGGAACCUGCUGGACUCCAACAGGAGGAGCGAGGAGGAGAACCGGCGGCUGGCGGAGGUCAGCAGCCUGCUGACGGAUCACAACAGGCAGCUGCAGCAGAGAGUGGCGGAGCUGCAGCAGCAGAGACAGAACCAGAGCAGCGAGCUGAGCAGAGAGAGGCAGGAAGCAGCAGAGCGAGAGGCGAGACUGACGGAGCAGACGGACAGACUGCUGCAGGAGGUGCAGGAGGUGAAGGAGGCCUACAGAGACCUGGACCUGUACUGCCCCCAGGUCCACCACACCACCAGAGAGCGGGUUUGCAGGAAGUGUCCCAGCAGCUGGACUCUGUUUCAGUCCAAGUGCUACUACUUCUCGUCCCGUUCGCUGAGCUGGAGCUCCAGCAGGACCUGGUGCCAGACACAAGGGGGCGACCUGCUCGUCGUCAACACCGAACCAGAACAGCGGUUUGUUCAUGAGCGCGGCCGGGCUCUGGAGCCCAGCAGCCGGCUGUGGAUCGGCCUGACGGACGCAGAGGAGGAGGGACGCUGGAGCUGGGUGGACGGCAGCUCGCUCACUGAACACGGAAAGUACUGGCUGAGCAGACCAGGACUGGGGACUGAACCAGAUGACUGGAAGCAGGACGACCCUUCAGGAGAAGACUGUGGACACAUAGACACCAGUGAAAAGCCUCUAAAGUCCUGGAUGGACGGUUCCUGCAAGAAGACCUACAGAUGGAUCUGUGAAAAGAAUCUUUAAAUCAAACGAGAACAUUUUUAUUCCUUAUUUCAUAUUGUAAAUGUCACAGUACUACUGUAUACUUUUUAUAUAUAUUGGCAAUUAGAGGAGAAUAUAUAUCUGGUGUAUACAGUUGGUUUGAUAGUUGGUGGUGAUAGUGUGAGAAAUAAAAGAAUAUUCAGGGACCGAGCAUUGAGGAUGCGAGGACCCUAUUGAAAUUGUUCCGUUUAUUAUUA